GCGCGGCAGGCUGUGGACCUUGGAGGCUGCGGAUGCCCUCCGGCUCGGCGUCCUCCGUCGGCCUCAGCUUCCAGCCCGACCGGCCGGCCGGAGGGUAUGGAGCCCGAGGCGGGAGGAAAAGGCGCAGCUGGCGGGAGGGGAGGUGGGAGCCGUCGCUCUCUCUGAGCCGAAGCCUCUUGCCUGACCGAAGAGGGGAGGGGGUUCCCAGGUCCGGCCUUGCGUUGGGUGGCGUUACAUCCAGUCUUGGGCAAACACCCCUCCACCCACUCCUACCCCCGACCCCCAUCAAAAAUAAGCUUUGGCCAUACGCUUAGAGAGGGCGAGGGGCAUUUGUGAUCUGAACAGCCAGAAAGGAAAAACUGCGCACAGGUUGUCCCCAAAACUUGGGGCAACCUUGGGAGUUCUGACCUAGUACUGAUUCCCUGACUGACUUUGGGCAAGACGCUGUUAUUCUCUGAACCUCUGUACCAUUAGUGGGUCAAAUCAGACCGUUUCCCACUUGCUUCUGGUUUUGUUUCUGUUUGAGCUUUGAUUUAGAUUCCUUGGUCUUCCAGAGUGUAGUUUAGAUGUGUGCAGAGGGAGAUGUGGGGAGAGGGAGGGGGAUAUGAAAUCAUCAUUUACAUGAACAGUGGACCAGGAGUCCAGCUGAAUAAGGUCCAGUACCCCAUCUUCGCACCUGUGUGACCUUUAGCAACUCAUGACUCUGAGUCCCAGUUUCUUCAUGGAAAAUGACAGAGAUUAGGAAGUGGCUGCCUGGACUAUUUUCCAAAGGAUAAACUUUACAAAAGUAUUGAAUACAGCAGCUCACCGAGAAGAUCCUACUGGUUUGGUGGGAACAUGACUUCCAGCAGCCACGUGGGAUGCUAUUCAGGUGCCAUCUGAAACGAGCUCUUCCCCAGAAGGUCUCAUGCAAGUUCUGUGCAGUGAUGGGGAAACUGCAGAGCAAACUCAAAUACAGCACUUAUAAAUACAGGCCCGAUGGAUUUAGAGACGAGAGAAUUCAAACUAAAGCUUUUCAAGAGUAUAGCCCAGCUCACGUGGAUACCGUCUCUGUUGUUGCUGCUCUGAACUCAGACCUCUGUGUCUCCGGAGGAAAAGAUAAGACAGUUGUGACCUAUAACUGGAGAACUGGAAACGUGGUGAAAAGGUUGAAAGGACAUGAGCGUGAAAUCACAAAGAUAGCUUGUAUUCACAAAUCAGGCCAGUUCUUCAGUGCCUCUCGCGACAAGAUGGUCAUGAUGUGGGACUUGCAAGGCUCCUCACAACCAAGGCAGCAGUUCUCCGGCCACAGCAUGGUGGUCACUGGAUUGGCUGUGAGUCCAGACACAUCACAGCUAUGCACUGGCUCUCGUGACAACACCCUCCUUCUGUGGGAUGUGGGGACCGGACAGUGUGCGGAGAGAGCAUCAGUCUCCAGGAACCUGGUCACUCACCUGUGCUGGGUCCCCAGAGAACCGUAUAUACUCCAGACCUCUGAAGAUAAAACCAUCAGAUUAUGGGACAGUCGGGGGCUGCAGGUAGCUCAUGUAUUUCCCGCAAAGCAGCACAUCCAGACCUACUGCGACGUCAGUGAGGAUGGACACAAGUGUAUCUCCUGCAGCAGCGGCUUUGGAGGCGAAGGCUGUGAAGCCACGUUGUGGGACCUAAGGCAGACGCGGAACAGAAUCUGUGAGUACAAGGGGCACUUCCAGACUGUAGCAUCCUGUGUCUUUCUACCAAGAGCAUUAGCCUUGAUGCCUGUGAUUGCUACCUCAUCGCAUGACUGCAAGGUGAAGAUCUGGAACCAAGACAGUGGAGCCUGCCUUUUCACCUUGUCUCUGGAUGGAUCAGGACCUUUGACUUCCCUGGCUGUGGCUGACACCGUCUCCUUAUUGUGUGCAAGUUUCAGCAGAGGAAUUCGCUUACUCAGGGUGGACCAUAGCCGAGGGCUGGAACUGCAGGAAGUGGCAGGAUUCUGAGGCCAAGACACCUUCACUGGACAAUAGCAAACUGUGGCCCCUCCUUACUCAGUGUGACUUUGUGUUUUUCCAUGUUCUCUUGGGGGGAGGGCCAUGUGGAAUGGUGUUCUUUGCUUAGGCUCCCUUGGAAGGUAUGUCAGUGUUAGAAGCCAAUUUAAGUCUAGUGGUUCAAAAUCAGGUGCAGAGAUUAGAAAUAUGGACUCAACCGUAAGGUUCUCAAACGAAGUUAAAUCCAAAUGCAAUUUUUAGUGAGCUUUGGGGACUGCUCUUCAAAAAAAAGUUUAUGGGCCUCUUGCUUUCUGAGAUGGCCCACACUCUGUCCGUGGAGUGUGUUUCUCCCAAGGCUGUCUCGCCUUUCGAGACAGACCGCAUUCUGUCUAUGGAAUGUGUAUCUCUCUCUAAAAAAAUGUUUAUGGCUUGGAAUGAUGACCUGUAGGUAUAAGAGUGAUAGGCCUCUGUCUGUGAGAGUCAGAACACAGGUCUGAGUCUAUUGAACUGACCUUUUCCAUGUCUCCACGAAAGAAGAAAAUGCAGCAAAGAGAGAAACUCUGUUUUGGUUGCCUCGCAAUUAUCUAGAUGGGAAAGAAUAGUGCAGCUCCAUGGAGGAAAUGGAUUGUAGACAUGAGAUUAAGCUCUAAUCACAGCCCCUCAGCAAUGUGAAGAAUCAAUGUUAGGGCAAGAAAGCAAAAGCCUUGGCUUCUACUCGGCGUAGUCGCAGAGGGGAGGUGGCAAAUCCCUAGACCGGUGCUAGGGCUGCACAAACACGUGUGAAGAGGCCGGCCACCGCAGCGCCUCGCCCACGGUUAGACGAGUUAUCAAACCCAUUCUGUGGAUACGAAAAUGGAGAGAUGAAGCCUAAAAAAAUUGCAUUUGUAUAUUUUAACAUUUUUACUUAGUUUUAUAUAACUCUUUAUGGGGAAUGGCCAGAAUAAGGCAAAGGGAAUCUCUGCAACAACAAUGGAACAUAUAGAAAAAAGCAGAAAGAUGGAUUCAACUGUGCCAGCCACUGAGCCCCCCUCGGUGAGGAGGGGCAGGAUGCUCGGCUCUGUCUGUGUGGCCCCCAGGAGCUCAGUCCCCAGCCUGGUGCUCACAAACCUACUUUCCUCCAGGAAAGUCACUCCUGCCGUCAGGCAGGUCCAUACCUAAGGCAGCUGAGGCCUGGAGAGUCCCUUUCUGAUGAGUCCCAAAGAAAGAUUUAGCAUUCGUCCUCUCUGGCCCCUACCUGUCCCUGAUACCAGUGGCUGACAGCCAUCUUCCUUGUCCCCUCCUGCUCCUCUUUGGGGCCACCUCCCCCACGCUGCCUCCAGUCACGAGGCAGGAGAAUCUUAAGCUCGUGCAAAGCGUCAGACCUGAAUUGGACUCUCCAUCUCCCCAUGUAGCUGGCUGAUCUUGGGAAAGUUAUAAAACCUGUUUCCGCACUUAUAAUAUGGAGCUUCAUAAUCAGACGUUUUUUACGGGGCUGUUCCAAAGAUUCAACUGUGUUAAAUGUCAGGCAAGCUAGUGGGUGCUUACAAAUGGCAGCCACAACUCCUUAGCACCCGCUCUGUCCAGACUAAACACUCACACAACACACUUACCACUCCUUCACCCGUUCUCCUUAGAUGGUAUUUUCUAAACCUUUAGCCACUGUUCAGCUUCCCUGUGAUUCCCUAAGUUAUGGAUCUUUGAGCUCUGAAAGGACAAAGUGGGUGGUGGGAGAGGAAGCUGCCUCGUUGAGCACCUACAGGUGGCUGAAUACAUGUAUCCUCACGGCAGUUGUGUUAUUCUCAUGUCACAGAUGAGGAAGCUGAGGCCCAGGGACAUCCAGUCCUCUGCCCGAGGUUACACGCGUGGGGAAGAAGGGGAGAACUGAGAUCUGGGCCUGGGUCUGCCUGACUUUCCUCCUCACCCCUUUGCCUCUGCAUGAUGUCACAAAGUUCAUUUUAGAAAUUUGUAGGCCAUGACAUUGUGUAUUUUCUGGACCAGUUAUUAACUUUUUGGCUUCAAGGAGAUCCUCCUGGCCAGGUGCCUGGGAGCAGUAGACAGGUGUCUCGGGGAAAGUCCUAGCAAAUCCUGAACUAUUAGUGCUACAGGUUAGCCUUUCUUCUAGAAGGAAGACAGAAAAUCCAAGGGAGUGGUUGGGAGGGGUCCCAGGAAAGGGGAACAGCGGGAACAUAUGUGAGAAAAUAGAAGGGCUCUGAUGAAGUAGCCCAGUUCUAUUACCAAUAAAAUUGUUUCCCAGGCUUCCCUGGUGGCACAGUGGUUAAGAAUCUGCCUG
This is a messenger RNA of Delphinapterus leucas (beluga whale), 4215 nucleotides long. Lineage: Eukaryota; Metazoa; Chordata; Mammalia; Artiodactyla; Monodontidae. The record is from RefSeq and is a predicted model, not a curated record.